Messenger RNA from Hyaloscypha bicolor E, 684 nucleotides. RefSeq names its product HET-domain-containing protein. The annotation marks the transcript as partial. Lineage: Eukaryota; Fungi; Ascomycota; Leotiomycetes; Helotiales; Hyaloscyphaceae. The transcript is spliced from 2 exons. The record is from RefSeq and is a predicted model, not a curated record.
AUGUGGCUACUAGAGACCACUUCGUUAGCCCUCUCCACAUUUUUUGACGAUAACACCCCAUAUUAUGCCAUCCUUUCACAUACCUGGGGGGCUGAAGAAGCCAUCUCAAAGAAGGCUGGGUUCAAGAAGAUCAAAGACUGUUGUGCAAGGGCUUUGGACGCUGGGUUCAAGUACGUUUGGAUCGAUACGUGUUGCAUCGAUAAAACAAACAGCACGGAGUUAUCAGAAGCCAUUAACUCGAUGUUUCGCUGGUAUGAAAACGCCAUUACAUGCUACGCCUAUCUCGAGGAUGUCAAACCAAAUGGUCUUCGGUUUACCGCCAGCCGGUGGUUCAAAAGAGGCUGGACGCUGCAAGAAUUAAUUGCACCUGCUGAUGUAUUGUUUUUUGAUUCAUACUGGAACGAGAUCGGAUCGAGGGCAAGCUUGGCAGAGCAAAUCGAAAACAUCACCGGAGUCCCAGUUGGACUGUUGUUGAUGAACACCUCAUUGAGGGAUCAUUGUGUCGCAGAAAUCAUGUGUUGGGCUGCCCGUCGCCACACCACAAGAUUGGAGGAUAGAGCGUACUCUCUCAUGGGACUCUUUGGGGUCUCAAUGCCCUUGAUAUAUGGAGAAGGAGAAAAUGCAUUUUUUCGACUUCAGCUUGAGAUUAUGAAGACCACGACCGACCACUCUUUAUUUGCCUGG